Molecule: messenger RNA, 1497 nt
Organism: Spinacia oleracea (spinach)
Lineage: Eukaryota; Viridiplantae; Streptophyta; Magnoliopsida; Caryophyllales; Amaranthaceae
Product: cytochrome c1-2, heme protein, mitochondrial
Exons: 8
Coding region: 213-1142 (309 amino acids)
Biological process (GO): mitochondrial electron transport, ubiquinol to cytochrome c
Cellular component (GO): respiratory chain complex III
Molecular function (GO): heme binding; electron transfer activity
Source: RefSeq, a predicted model, not a curated record
CUCUGACUUCUCUCCGCCAAAUUGGGGAUUAUUUAACGGUGGAACCCUAAUAAUAAACAAAAUCACUCGGAACCAAUCCAUUUCCCGCAGGACGACUUCUCUCCACAUCCUUUCUCCACCGCCGUGGGCUCCACCUUUCUUCUCUCCGGCGACUACAUUCACCCGUCUCUCCGCCCUAAACACCGCCGCCACCAAAGAGGUUAGCUGCGACAAUGGCUGGAGGUAGAUUGCUUCAGCAGAUUCUAAAGAAAAAGUUCCAGACUAAUUCCACUGCAAUUCCAGCUUUAUCAUCUGCUGUCUCAAAAGAUCAAGACAAUGUUGGAUCUUCUGGAGCCAAAGUUUUGAAAGCAUUUGCUCUCCUUGGAGCAGGCGCUACAGGGCUUUUGAGUUUUUCCACUGUAGCUUCUGCUGAUGAGGCUGAACAUGGCCUAGAAAGCCCAAUCUACCCUUGGCCUCACAGUGGCAUCCUUAGUUCAUAUGAUCAUGCCUCGAUUCGUCGUGGGCACCAGGUUUACCAGCAGGUAUGCGCCUCAUGUCACUCAAUGUCCCUGAUUUCGUACCGUGAUCUGGUGGGUGUAGCUUACACUGAAGAGGAGACAAAAGCUAUGGCCGCUGAGAUUGAGGUGGAAGAUGGACCUAAUGACGAGGGUGAAAUGUUUGCUCGUCCUGGUAAACUCAGUGACCGAUUUCCUCAGCCAUAUCCUAAUGAAUCAGCAGCUAGGUUUGCUAAUGGUGGGGCGUAUCCUCCUGACCUAAGUCUUAUUACCAAGGCUAGACACAAUGGUCAGAACUAUGUAUUCGCCCUGCUAACUGGUUACCGUGAUCCACCUGCUGGUGUUGCGAUCCGAGAAGGGUUGCACUACAAUCCAUACUUCCCUGGGGGUGCAAUUGCUAUGCCUAAAAUGCUUAAUGACGGUGCUCUUGAAUACGAGGAUGGUGUUGCUGCAACAGAAGCUCAGAUGGGCAAAGACGUUGUGACAUUCUUGUCAUGGGCAGCAGAGCCUGAGAUGGAAGAAAGGAAACUGAUGGGAUUCAAGUGGAUAUUUGUACUAUCACUGGCAUUACUUCAAGCAGCAUACUACCGACGUUUGAAGUGGUCUGUCAUCAAGUCUCGCAAGUUGGUCCUUGAUGUUAUCAAUUAGAGACCGGUGUUCUUUUCCUUGUACUAUUGAAUAUGGGAUAAUCCCGAUGGAAAAAAUAAUUAUUUCCGGGUGUUUUUUGACCGCCAUGGUUGAAUGUUUCAAUCGUAUGGCUUGAGGAGUCAUAUUUUUGUUGCCAUGGAAGAAAUAAGCUUCCGACAUAGUAGAUUAUUCUUUUUUUUUAUUAACUCUUUGGACGAUUUUUAUCGUACUUCUCUGCGUGUUCAGAAUGGGCAUUUAUUAUUUUUGAUGUUCUAGCGCCCGCAUCUGAGGACAUCCUUCAACUUUGUUUAGUUAAUUUUGGUUCUCUUAAAACUGUAAGAAUAAGACUGAAGAACUAUGAUCACUUCAGUUCUAA